Messenger RNA from Ctenopharyngodon idella (grass carp), 1541 nucleotides. Its product is annotated as aurora kinase A and ninein-interacting protein. The record is from RefSeq and is a predicted model, not a curated record. NCBI's taxonomy places the organism in Eukaryota, Metazoa, Chordata, Actinopteri, Cypriniformes, Xenocyprididae. Gene Ontology annotation, biological process: spindle organization. Gene Ontology annotation, cellular component: centrosome; spindle pole.
UCUUGAGAAUACCUGGCAACCCGAGAGUCCCUUUGAAUACGCGCGCGGGAAUGAUUAAAGCUGCAGUGGACAGAGAAUCUCGAGGAGCUUUAUCUAAAAAUAACUGAAAUAUGAUGUUCUAAACAUUAUCAAUUAUUACCGUAGUUUAUUAUGAGGUUGUUAGCGAACUAUUUGUUCCUCAUAUAACCCGCGUCUGAUUAUUUGAGUGUGUGAGAGAUUAGUAAACAAUGAAGAGCACUAAAGUGAAACCUGCUGAAGAGGAGGAGUGUGGGAUAUGGCUCGACACAAAAGAGUUAAAAGAGAAGAAACAGCAGAAACAGUUGACCCGUCCAAUAUCCAGACUGCUGAAUCCUCUCGCGAGAUCAGGAUACGGUGUGGCAGUGAACCUGAGCUUCACUCAGACCAAACUCGACAUGCCUGUCACGAGACAAAGCACCAUAUCAUCCUUCUUUUCCCCCAAAUCCAGAGACCCGAACCGGAGCGCGGCUCACGCUGGAUCGACACACACCGGAGCCAAACGCAAACACAGCAGGACUUCAGAGCCGUCUACAGACUCAACCUGUCAAUCAUCUGAGGUGGACCCGCAGCACUGGGACAGAGACUGUGAAGGAUCGUCAGCAGAGCAGCGCUUCUUCCAUUUAAUAUGCGGAGAGUCGGAGGAAGAAGAACCGCCUGAAAAAAGGAGACAUGUUUCCCAUUACACAGACCAAAAUGUGUUCGAGACACAAGAAUACUGGAAUAAAGAAGCUGUAAAUGAGUAUCCAAAUCAAACAGUUCCUGAAACGCAGGCUUUCUUUCAUAGGGCGUCCCAGAAACUUCGUCCUAAAGACAUGGAUCAGAAAUCCACAGGCUCUGUCUUAACCUCAAGACCUGUCAAUGAAAACCACAGAAGAUCGAGUGCUUAUGCAGUUUCUGAGCGCAAAACGAAGGCGUCACCUGUGAAACGGAUGGGAAAAGAGAACAGCUGGCCUGCAUCGUCCCCUAUUAAACGCCAACUAACUUCCAGUCCAGCUAAGGGCUGCAGGUUGAAGGAGAAACACACACUUUCCCCCAAAAAGCGUGCGAGCGCAGAGACGGCUGGAGAAACUCUGGCUGCCCUGUUCACGCAGGACUCGGAGGGUUUCUGUGUGAUCGCUCAUCGUGACCAGCAGCCGCUGAAAGACAAGCAUUACAGCAAUACUCUGUCUGACGCUCCUGUAGUGACGGAGGAAGAGGAGGAGGAGGAGGAGGAGGAGAUGCUUUUCACACAGGACUCAGAGGGAAACAUGGUCAUCAAGCAUUAAAAACAUGAGAAUACCACAAAAACACAGGAUUUUAAUUUUUUUUAUUAUUAUUUUGAAGCUUUUUAAGUGAUGAAAACAUGAGCAAUGACAUUACUUGAAAAUUUAAGUUACAUUAAAAGCAAAUAAAGCCAAAAAUCAUGUAAUGACUCCUGUUGGCCAGCAGAUGGCAGAAUGCGCCAUGCAAGACAUGCAGUUACAUUCACUGUCUAUAUUUUGAAUGGUGUGUCACAUUAAUAAACAUAAGCUCUAUCACUUUUA